AUGCAGUCUGCACCGGAGGCCAAAUUCAAACGUGACAGCCUCCUGCUGGCCCUGAGGAGCUACAGCUCCACUGUGGGACGCAUGGAGCAGACGGUCCUGCUGCCUAGCCUGCUCAGGGACGUCCCCGCUGACGAGCCAUGGCGCGGCGGUGCGGUGGUGGACGACGAGCAGUCCUCCAGGGAUCUGUACAGCGACUACUUAAUGCUCAAAGCAGUCAAGAGCGUCGUGGAGAGCGGUUUGAUCCCCCUGGAGGACAGUAUGUCCAAGAAGGCAGCCCUGAGCGAGACACUGGAGGCGCUCCUGGAGCUGGACGCCGACCCGGAGACUCUCUUCCGCUUCCACCUGAGGGGUCUCUUCUCCAUCAUGAGCCAGCUCACGCAGCAGAGUCAAAGGCUGACACAGAAAUAUCUGGAGAUCAUCGGCAUCGCCAAUUAG
Doryrhamphus excisus (bluestripe pipefish) is the source of this 435-nucleotide messenger RNA. RefSeq names its product thyroid hormone responsive (gene thrsp). Gene Ontology annotation, biological process: regulation of lipid biosynthetic process. The record is from RefSeq and is a predicted model, not a curated record. Gene Ontology annotation, cellular component: cytosol. NCBI's taxonomy places the organism in Eukaryota, Metazoa, Chordata, Actinopteri, Syngnathiformes, Syngnathidae.